CAUGUUGAAUCUAUUAUUGGUGUCAUUAAAAAACAUGUUGAUCAUAGAACCUUAUUAAAAGAAUUAGUCACUGUUAUUGAACAAGAGUUAGAAAAGGAAGCACAAUAUACUAGAAUUAAGGAUUAUUAUGGCUCUAAUCUAUCUGUUGGUCUUAUAUCAACUUACAAUACUAUAUUCAAAGAUGUUAAUUCUGUAUUAAGUGCUAAUUUAAAUCAUGUUAACAAGAAAGUUCAAUUUGGCACUAUGAUAUCUUUGGCUAAAACCAGCACUCAAAUUGUGGUAUCUGAAGAUGUUACUGAAGAACUAACUGAUACAUUAUCAUUAUCAAACAUUAUGCUACAAGAGUCUUCUGUUGCAGCCAUAGUCAUAGAAUCUACACCCAAUCUUGUGCCAGCAUUUUCUACUACUACUCAAAUAACACAACAACCUUUAGAAAAUCUUUCUGUAGUAUCUAACCCGGAGUACUAUAAGCCAAAAG
This is a messenger RNA of Racocetra fulgida, 478 nucleotides long. Lineage: Eukaryota; Fungi; Glomeromycota; Glomeromycetes; Diversisporales; Gigasporaceae. The record is from the annotation of a GenBank genome assembly.